AUGGGACAAACGCCGUUGCUAUCGUCGCUCGAGCUGUACAAUGAGCUGAAGAGGCAGCUGCCCGAGUUUAUCCAGGCUCUGGCUGAGAAAAAGGCGAGUGCAGUAUGCUCCUGGAGCACCAUUGAGUGCGUCAUUGGCCGUCAGUACUUCCCGGCCAAGGAUGACCCCGAGGCCAAGUACAUUGGCUGGAACUGGAAGAACUCCUACGGCUUCGACAUUGUCGACGGCGACUCCCUUGAGGAGCAGCACCGCAAGGUCGAGCAUCGGCUGCCGGCCCUGCACCGUGUCGAGUCGACGGGUCUGCCGUCCUGCUUUAAUGGUCUGAUGGGCGUAUAUGGCCGCGCUCGCGAUAACAAGGCCGAGGCGCCGUACCCUGGUCUCGACGGCAAGUUCCGCCUGCCGACGACAUACGGCGACGGUUCGCCGAUCCCCUCUGAUGUGCUAGACAAGGUUCUGGAGAUUGCCGACAGUAUCGGCUUCUGGUGCCGUGGCAAGUGGGUGAUGUAG
Molecule: messenger RNA, 507 nt
Organism: Sporothrix brasiliensis 5110
Lineage: Eukaryota; Fungi; Ascomycota; Sordariomycetes; Ophiostomatales; Ophiostomataceae
Exons: 3
Coding region: 1-507 (168 amino acids)
Source: RefSeq, a predicted model, not a curated record